Plasmodium inui San Antonio 1 is the source of this 4176-nucleotide messenger RNA. RefSeq lists its product as hypothetical. The transcript has 2 exons. The coding region runs from base 1 to 4176 and encodes 1391 amino acids. The record is from RefSeq and is a predicted model, not a curated record. NCBI's taxonomy places the organism in Eukaryota, Apicomplexa, Aconoidasida, Haemosporida, Plasmodiidae.
AUGGGCGUCCUAAAACUGAAAAAUGACAGGAAGAAGAGGGAAAAGGCGAAGGAGACCAAAAUAGAUUAUGCAAAAUGUUUAAAAAGAACAAAAAUUAAGGAGAAAAUAAUUCGGAAGGACGCCGAAAACGAAUUCGAUCUGUCUAUAUUCGCCAAAACAGAUCAUGCAUCGAAUAAAAUACGACAGCUGAAUUAUGCCAAACUAAUUAAAGCGAUAAGGAAAAACAAAAAUUUAAUUGCAAACCAUGUGCAAAAAAUUUUGGAGAUUUACGGAAAGGGCAUUAUAGAUGACGAUGAAAAUGUGCGUAAUUAUUCCUCCAAAAUAUUUUACCACUUGGUGAAUAGCCACAUCGGUUUUGACGUGUUCCACAGCAAGAUUAAAACUUGCUUGUUUCACUCGCUGAAGAUAGGAAGAGUCCCUCUGAAGGUGCUAAACCUGGAGCUGUGUUACAGCUUUUUUUUUACGAAGAUUCACUACUGCCAUAACUUCUUUUAUGAAUUCUUGAGCAACAUUUUGGGGUGCUUCGUUACGCUUCCCAUUGAGAAGCAGGUGACAACGGUGAAGUAUUUCUUCCUCUUGUUCAAGCACAAAUGGAGGUUCAAGCGGGGGGGGAGGGGCCUCCCCAGUGGGGUGAAGCAACAGGGAAGAAAUGCUUCCUUGAAAGAGACACCCAUUGACAUAGUGGAGAAGGGGGGUCCUUUCCAUGGAGAAGAAGUCCCAAUUGACGAAUCGCAGGGAGACCCGGACAACGGCUACGAAUUCAUAACCCGCACGAACAGGCGAAACAGCUGUAACGACCCCUUCCUGCUGAAGAAGGAGAAAAAGACGAGCAUUCAGGUGGCUACCAAGAUGGAGAUCUACACAAAAGUACUGCAAUGUCUGUAUAACUUUAUGGAUGAAGUGGUGUACAAUUCGAUCAGCGUAGAUUUGAUUCACCUCUACACGAAGAUUUUAAAAGUAAUAACUUUUAUGAUGAAGAAGAAAAAAAAAACAAUGUUGAAGCAAGAAAUGAUGAUCCUAGUUAACAAUUUUUUUCACAGAGCAAUGGGGGUGAUUAACGAACAUGCAGAUGAGUUACGUAGCUCCAAAAAGAUAUUGAACAUGAUUUUCUACUUCGUCCUCUUGGUUUUGUCAAUGUGUGGGAAAGAGAUGAACCACUUUGAGGAUGCCAAUAGGAAGGUUCAAAUAAACUACGUAGGGUUAGUAAAGUAUUGCCUCUCCAUUUACUUCUACACCCACUUACGAUGUGAAUUUUUUAUCGUAAAAAGUACGGAGCAGCAAAAAAGCGGAGGCGCCCAAAACGGGGAUAUAAAAAGAGCAGAUCCGUUUAAUCAGAGUAAAGGAAGAAGUCACACAAAGGGAAGCAGCCAUGUAGUCAACAAUUUGUCCGAUGGGGAAAGGAAGAAUGGGACACACAAGAACGUGGAGAAGUACGCAAGGAAAUACUUUCACCUGUUAAUAUUCCUGUAUGAAAUGUUUAUUCACCGAAAGGAUAAGAGAACGGUGUGGCAAGAUGGAGCGUCCCAUGAAGGGAAAACAAGCGGGAACAACAGCAACCAGAAGGAGAAAAGCAACAGCAGUAAUAUUGCCUAUAGCCAUGCCGAAAGGAUAAUCAAAUUGGUGGAAAAAGAAGUACACAUUUAUGAGAAUAGCGGAGAAGUCUCACUUCUAUGUGGAUUCGUCUUAAAAUAUUUGAGGAACUUUUCGCAAAGCAGUAUUGACCAGAUGGAUCACUUUUGCUACUUUAUAAUUAUCCUCGCGCAGCAGGCAAAUGGGGGGGUGAAUCAACCCGAUUAUGAAACAUCACGUGUGGGGGAAACACUCUCGACUUCUCCAGAGGAAAAAACACAAGGGAAUAGCAACCAGCGGAGACGUGCAGAUCACUUGGAUGAGGGAGGCUCCCAAAACAGGAGGUCAUCAUUUCCAUUCUUAACCACCCCAUUCAUGUUCGUACUUUUAGCAGACUGUGAGUGCUUCAUAAAUAGUAACUUCUUCGACACGUUUUUCGAAACAUUUAAUGUAGAAGAGAGGAUUAGAGCAAUGGAAGCGAUUUCGUUUGUGCAGAAUGGAGGAAGUACGAUCAACAUAGUUACAAGACAGACUUUUGAUUGUUUUGUUGGAAAAUUAUUUUCCAUUUUGUACAGUUAUGACAACGCCGUUUUUGUGAAUAACUGCCUUUUUAUCCUUUCUUUCCUAAGUGUAAAUAAGCGCAAGGUGAAGAAGCCAUACGGGGAUUUUAACCAUUGCAUUGCCACCAGGCUGGAAAUGGAACAGCUGCUUCGCGUCGAUGUAAGGACCCACUUGGAUGAUGUGAUGAAGGAUAAGGGAGAGAUACUGAUUGAUCACUUUUUAAGCAAAAAUAGACACAUGAUCCACUCCUUUGAGAUAAUUUCUAAUCUGUAUUUUGUGUACGAAAAUAGGAGUAGAAGAUUGCUCUUGUUCAUUUAUUUCUUGAUUUUAAAAUUUGAAAAGGAGGGGAGUACCUUGACCUUCGCCCUGGGGGAGGAAGAAGCCAUGGUUCUUCUGGACCGUGUUUUUCGUACCCCAUUUCGGAAUGACUACACAUCUGUAGUAAACGUUGAGCGUAGCUCCUUCCCUUUGAUUGGUGUCUCCGCCGAACCAGAUCUCCAGGGCGAUUCGGAGAUGAAUCAAGAUGAGGAGAACACAGAAGAAGGUACUCCUCUCUAUUUUCUGGAAAGAAAAUGCACAUUUAGGAUAAACAAGGAUUAUCUAUAUAGGGAAGAUUUUUUACUUUUUUUUCUCCAGAUGAGCUUAUCCGAAUGGGAUUUUAUCGUCCGAAAUGACAUAUACACGGUUAUGCAUGUGAAUUGUUCAAACGGAGGUGGACACACAAGCGUUGCGGACUUCUCAGGUGGAGAGAAACAUGCCAACGUCAUUUUGAUUAUAAAACGAAUGGCAUUCAUAAUUUCGAAUGUUAACAUAUGCAUUGAGAAUGGGGAGAAGAAUCUGAAUAACUCCCUUUUCAUAAUGGAUUACUUAUUUGGGGUAAUCGACCGGUUGGGGUUGACUGGUCCCCCCCUGGCAGGGAGCUCAAACGAUUGCGAUAGAUUGUUCGUACUGGUUAAAGUGGCUUUUCUGUUUUAUUUCGCAUCUCAUUAUUUGUUCCCCUCCUUGUUGUCCGAAAGGAGGGGAAGCUUCCCUCCGGAGGGGGGAGCAAUCGAUGCGGGGAAGAAUCGCAGGGGAAGAGGAGUUACUGCCAUUAUGCCCUCUACCAAGGAGGGCGAAGCGGAUUUACAAGCUGAUGCAACGGUUGGAUGGGAGCAUAUCUACUACGACCACAGCGCAGAUAUAACGGUUGAUGUUCCUACUUUUGUCGCGUUUGUGAAGGAAACUCUUUCGAAAAGUGGCAACAAGGAAGAAGAAUCCCAAUUGGAUAAGUUCGCAUAUGUGAUGCCGCACUGCCAAAUGGCCUGUAGAUUUUUUGAUGUCCUAUUUGAGCAUGGCAUUAUGUACACAAGCAGCGUGAAUGAGGACCUUCAAGAAAUGAUUAACGUGAACUUGGAAUAUAAUCUGAGCACCCACGUAGAAUUUCAAAAUAUGCUUACCAAAAUUGAGAGCAGCAUAACCAUCGUUAGUUUCAAGAGCAUUGUAGAUGCCCCCGUGAUGGGAAUCAUCAAAUUGUUGGCAAUCACCAUUUUUAAGAUGUCACUCAACAGAAACAUUUUGUAUGCCCGGUUGGUUAACAAUUCGGACUGCAUUCCGAAUGAGUACCUUUACGAUUUAACCUUUUUCUUUUUUUUCCAUCAUUUCGUGUCAUGGUUGAUUCAAAGAGUUAGGAGCUUGUCUGAUGGUCCCUUCUCCCUGCGAAGUUACUACUCCAUCUCGUUCGUAAUAGAUACCCUUCUAUGCACGUAUUGCAUCAUGGAGGAAGUCGCGAAGACGAUGGAGAUGACACCCUGUCGGGCCGCGUCAGAAGAUGCGAAAAAUGAAGAAUAUGAGGCAAAUGAAGCAGAUAAGGCAAAUAAGGAAGAUACGGCGAAUAGGGCAAAUAAUCCAGAUGGCCCAGAUGUGAUAGGCGAACCCCCACUUGCAGCAGCAAAAGGGAGCCUGCAAAUACUCAAUGAACGACUCAGGUACAUACUGAACGAGAUGCCGCAAAAGGAAAAGAGAUACCUUUUUCCCCGAGUCACGUUGCUAGUAGAAAAGUAUCUCUAA